Messenger RNA from Sphenostylis stenocarpa, 798 nucleotides. The record is from the annotation of a GenBank genome assembly. Lineage: Eukaryota; Viridiplantae; Streptophyta; Magnoliopsida; Fabales; Fabaceae.
AUGUACAAUUAUAGUAUAUUCCUCUUCGCUAACUGUUUCUCUUCUUCGUUAUUCAGCAGCGUGCAAGAAGCUCGUGUUCCCCCGCUAACUUCUACCUCCGAGCCACCUCCUCUUUUCAAUGGAACCCCCAGGUUGUACAUCAGUUAUAUUUGUCCCUUUGCGCAACGUGCUUGGAUCACUCGGAACUACAAGGGACUACAAGACAAGAUCGAACUGGUUGCUUUUGAUCUUCAAAAUAGGCCUGCCUGGUAUAAGGAGAAAGUCUACCCUGAAAACAAGGUGCCAUCAUUGGAGCACAAUGGGAAAGUCUUGGGAGAAAGUCUCGAUUUGAUCAAAUACAUAGAUGACAACUUCGAAGGGCCAUCUCUAGUUCCCAGUGAUCCUGCCAAGAAAGAGUUUGGUGAGCAGUUGAUUACUUAUGUUGAUACUUUCACCAAAGAGGUGUAUUUUGCAUUGAAAGGAGAUCCACUACAGCAAGCCAGUCCUGCUUUUGAUUACUUGGAGAAUUCUCUUGGUAAAUUUGAUGACGGUCCAUUCUUUCUUGGUCAAUUUAGUUGGGUGGAUGUUGCCUAUGUUCCAUUUGUUGAAAGAUUCCAGAUCGUCUUUUUUGAGGUGCUCAAACAUGAUAUAACUGAAGGAAGACCAAAACUUGCAGCAUGGAUUGAGGAAGUGAACAAGAUUAACGCUUAUACACAAACAAGAGCUGAUCCCAAGGAAAUUGUUGAUCUUUACAAGAAACGGUUUUUGGUACUGCUCAACAGUGAAAACCGGUUGCAGUGGGCGUCCUCUAAGAUUUAG